AUGUCUCUCAAGCAAUAUCUUGUCAUCGGCCGCCCAUACCCAACAAAGGAAAUUGCCAACCCACCAGCCGUCCGUGUUCAGGUUUUCGCCCCAGACGAGGUCAUUGCCAAAUCUAAAUUCUGGACAGUUGCUCAGCGCAUCGCCCGCUUGAAGAAGGCUCACGGCGAAGUUCUCGCUGUCAAGCACGUUAUCGAACCAGAACCAACACGUGUUAAGAACUACGGCAUCUGGCUCUCAUACCGCUCAACACGCAACCACCACAACGUCUACAAAGAGUACCGUGAUACAACAACAGAGGGAGCUGUUACAAAGAUGUUAGCUGAACUUGCCGGCACACACGACACAACAGCUGACAACAUCUCAAUCAUCAAGGUUGCUGAAGUUGCUGAUAAGGAUCUCGUCCACAAGAACAUUUCUCAGUUCACACACGAGAACAUUAAGUUCCCAAUCCUUAAGCAGUCCAUCCGCGCUCCAACAGUUGCUGCUAGAAAGGUCUUCUCUGGCGUUCGCCCAACAGUUUGCGGCUUCUAA
Trichomonas vaginalis G3 is the source of this 531-nucleotide messenger RNA. RefSeq names its product structural constituent of ribosome. Gene Ontology annotation, biological process: translation. Gene Ontology annotation, cellular component: ribosome; cytosolic large ribosomal subunit. The record is from RefSeq and is a predicted model, not a curated record. Gene Ontology annotation, molecular function: structural constituent of ribosome. The coding region runs from base 1 to 531 and encodes 176 amino acids. The transcript has a single exon. Lineage: Eukaryota; Parabasalia; Trichomonadida; Trichomonadidae.